AGGAGGAGGAUACAAACAUUAUACAGAUCGGGAAGGCAAAGGAAAGGAAGGAGGAAGAGAGGAAGGAAGAAGAGAGAAGGGAGGAGGAUUCAGACACUAUACAGAUCGGGAAGACAAAGGAAAGGAAGAAGGAGGAAGAGAUGACGGAAGAGGAGAGGAGGGAGGUAACGGUAGUAGUUGCCAUACCGAUCAGGGAGAGAAAAGAGAGGAAGAAGGAGGAAAUGAGGGAGAAAGAAAGGGGGAAGGAGGAAGAGGAACUAGAUGUCGUACCAAUCGGGAAAACAAGAGAGAGGAGGAAGAAGGAAGAGAGAAAGGAAACUGAGGAUUUGGAUAACGGAACCUCAGAAGAAACUGAAAUGGAAGAAGAAAGGAAGGAAAUGGAGAAAAUAGAAGCUGUACCGAUCAAGAAAAUCAAAGAAAGGAGAAAGGAAGAAGAGAGAGAGGAAGUGGUGGAAUCAUAUAACAUAAAAAUCGAAUCUUCAGAGGAAAAUAAGAAGGAAGAAGAAAGGAUGGAAGUAAAGGAAGGAGCAAAGGAAAAAAGAAAGGAAGAGAAGGAGGAAAAAGAGAGGAAGGAUGUGAAGGAAACAGAUACCACAACGAUCGAGACCUCAAAGGAUAUUAAAAAGGAUGAGAGGAAGGAUCGGAAGGAACAAAGGACUAAGAAAAAGGAUAAAACGGAGAGUGAAGAGAAGAAGAUGGAGGACUCAACCACAAGAACAGGAAGAGCAAAGAAUGGGGAGGGAGAAGAGAAGAGAAAGGAGCAUGAAGCAGACUCGAUAAAUGCAGGGAAAGCAAAGAAAAUGAAGACAGGAAAGGAAACCGGGAAUGAAGAAACGGCAGACACAAAGCUAAAGGGGAAACCAAAGGAAAAACAGGAAGACGAAAGGUGGAAGAAGCAAGAGGAGUCAAUAAAGCAGGAAAACAGAGAAGAAAACGAGGGGGAAGAUAAUAUAAGGUAUCAGGAGGAGGAAGAUUCAGAUGUUAUGCUUGGCGAAGAAACGGUGAAAAGGGGAAAGGAAGAAGAGAAGCAGAAAGCAUGGGUGAGGAAAAGCAAGAGGGAUGUAAACCACGAAGAGACACACAAACACCAGGAGGAAAGAGAAACAGAGGAAAAGGAGGAGGAGGAAAAAGAAAUGAAGCACGAAAAGGAGGAGGUGGUGCAGAAGUUCGAGAAGAUGAAGGAAGGGAAAGAGGAGGAGGUGGAAGAAGAGGCAGAGGAAGUAUAUUCAAGCGAAAGGGAAAGAUUAUUCAUAGAGCAGGAGGCCGUCAGUGAAGUCGUGGAGAACCGGGCUGGGGUGUGGACGCCAUCCCUGACCGGCUGGGUGUUUCGGCCCUACGGCGACACCACUCUGGAGGAGGAACUGAGGAAGGCACAAGAGGAGGAAGAUGGAGACGAAAAAACGAAAGGAAGACAUGAUAACGGCCAGCGGGCAGCCAAGUUCUUCCUUUCAGAUGACGAGAGCGACAGCGACACAGCCAUCUUCGUCGACGUCUCCCAGCCGGCCCUCAUGGAGGAUCAGAACCUCCAACUUUCUGUGGCGCCGUGCUCUUCGUCCCUGCCCCACCGCGAGGCACAGCCGGACGAGAUGCUUGGGACGCCCUUAGAAUCACCUCUUCGGCCAACGGAGGAAACCACUCAAGAAGACGAGGACGUGGAGUUGGUGUUGGGAGAUGCGAUCGAGGAAGAUUACGCCUCCGAGACCGUGGAUCCACUGGCAACUGUUAGCACUAUGGAGGCUGUCAUGACCGAGUGCCCACGCUACGGUUCUCCUCAGCUCGAUUAUCCAUUUCAGUUUUAUCAUGCCGAGGCUCUACCUCGUGUUAUUAGUGUGGAUCCUCCCACCGAGUCAGCCAAGAUGAAGUAUAUCAACCCUCAGCCCCUUAGCUUGGACAAGGCGGACGAGAGUAUCACUAAGGAAUCAAAGAAGAGUAGAACAAGCCAUGAAGAAAGCGUCAGGGAGAGCAUGGUGACAAUGGAGGCGGAAGAAGAGAAUGCCACAAAACACAAAGUCUACCUUGAAGUAGAACCAGAAUUGUUUUCCUCGCCCAGCGCCUUCAUGCCCAGGGAGGAGGCACCCCCGGCCAUGAACUGUGACAUAGGCCCAGAGGACCUUCCGUGGUCAGACCCAGAAGAACUCCAGGAAGCUAAAGAUGCAAGAUACAUCUGCGACAGUGAGGCUGAGACUCGAUUUUUCAGUCUGUACCCCGAGUACUAUCCCAACGAACGGGAGAAGAGUCAGAACGCAGGAAAUGACGCCAUUACUUACGGUAAUCCAAAAUUUCCUUGUUUCAGCGGUUCCUGUGACUCAGAGGAAGCUGCUGAAGAGGAAGCGUACAUGGCCGCUCAAGAGGGCGGCGUCAAGGACGGAGUGAAGCGUCAUAAAGGGAAAUUCCCAAAAAUUCAUCACAGACUUGCACCGCAACGGAAGACGAAGCAUGAGGCUCAAAAUGUUACCGGAGUUAAGGAAGACCACACGGAGAGCGAGAUGGGUCAAUCAUACAGCACCAGCCUCCCUUGUGACGCCUCAGGGAGUAGCUCGGAGCCUCUAGUCUUUGACUCUUCCACUUCCCAUCUUCUGCAAUCCGAGUCAGAACCACACCCUCCCAAAGACCUCUGCAGCCCAGUCCAUCAAGCAGAACCAACUGAAACCCAAUUCUUGGAAGAGCAGGACGGGGCGGAGGCAGGGCAAGACGCCCUGGAGCUGGAGGGCAGAAUGCAAGUGGAGCAAGGCAAGCAGACGCUGGUGAGGAAGGCACGCCAGUGGAUCAAGGGCGUUGCCAAAAUGGGCGGCACCAGGCGAGAGGACCACUUUCAUGGGAAGCAGACCAUACUGGAGGCCACUGAAGGCACUUGCAGGAAGGAAGUGGACGCUGGGUUACUCCGGAACACCGCCACUGCAGAGGCUACACCUGACUCCGUUCAGGCGGCUCUUUCUGGAAGGGAGCUGAGGGCUCACUACACACCUGAAAGGGGCCACAAAGUUUGUUUUUCAGCUGCUGAGCGUGUGAAGGAAAUCGAGUCAGGCGAAGACUCGAGGGUUGGUCAAGUAAACCGUGGGUUCUGCAGUCCCUGCAGUCCCCACGCCUCGCUCAAGGAAGACUCCAGGGAUCGCUCUCACCCUGAAUACCUCCCGGGUGAUGUUGUCUCCGUCGAGGAUUCCAGACAAGAUCCAACCCUAGAUAAGGAUACGAAGCAAUGCAUUACUCCGUCAGAAAAUCCCGCGCAGCACGAGGAGGACGAUGACAAGAACAGUCAGCAGUCCGAGCCCGUUGAGGAUUUAAAAAAACAUUCUGCAACAGAUGAGAUGACGUUCUAUAAUGAAAGGAAGAAAGAUCAUGAGGUUGAUAAUGAUUCAUCACCUUACACGAAAACGACGUAUAGCAAGGACAGCCAAAAGCCAAGUCAACUCUCUGUACCCUUGGCAGAGUGUACAAAUCACACCCCGCUCGGUGAGGACAUUAUGUACGACUUUGCGCCUGCCCAAGGUGUGAGAGACCACCCCACAGCCGUUCAGAACUUGGAGGGUCAUUCAGGACGUGACAGCGGCAAGGAUAUGCAUUCCACACCCACUACAAAGCAUGUUAGUUUCUCUUUCCCCGACGCUCCGUCAUUUUCUACUCACCCUCGGCUUGAAACCCCCCAAGACCGCUACCCAAAAGAUGUUGAACACCAGGAAACUCACCCUAAGCCUGCAGGAUCAGCGAGCUUUUAUGAGGGCUCAAACCUGUACUACACACCGGAGUCAGAAUUCACCUCGCCAUACUCACCCGUCGAAGGACUUAAAAUUUUCUGCCAGUCCGGUGAGACAGUCCAGGCUCACUACAAGCCUGAGAAGGACUCCCGGACUCACGAGACGCUUGGGAAGGAGAGUAUGACUAAUAUGCCUGCUAGUGAUUUUCAUGCAGAUUACUCACCAGAAAAUGAGGACUUUGAGCAUCACAAACCAUCAGUUCACCCCACGUGUGAGUCAACGGCGACUCACUAUACCAUCAUUGAAGAAUAUAUCGUUAGCUACAGCCCUGCAAGAGAACAGUACAUUAAUCCAUCAACGGAGGGAGAGAGGAAGUGCAUGGCCACCAAUGAAGAAAAGCCACGCCAGGACGAACCCACCGAGGAACAUCAAAGGGCUUCUGCAGGACCUCAAGAAGACGAAAAGAGGCAUCCCACGUCUGAGGAAAAGAGAGAAAGUCACUCCACACCUGCAGCACCACAGACAAAUCACAGCACAUUUGAAGGAGACAAAACUAUUUCAUCAACACCCAGAGAAGAGAAGAGAGACUUUCCUACACCUGAAGAGACCCGUAACAGUAGAUCCACCGCUGCAGAUGAACGUACACCUUUCACACUCCAAGAUGACCCAAAGGAACUGCCCUCACUGGCCCCAAAACAACAAUUCAACCCAAUAUUUGUAAAUGAAUCAAGUGCAAACGAAGAACUGAUGUAUCCCAGACCUGCUGAGGAGACUUAUACGCUCUCUGAAGCACAGAAGUCUAAUACUACAUACGAAAACUCUCCUGAUUCUGAUAACUAUUUACCUGCACAUGAAUGGAGGUUACCUCAUACACCUGUUGACCUGUACUGCGACAACUCUGCUGGGGAUACGAAGAAAGAAAACACACCUGAUCAAAACACAUCUGACUCGUCUCAUUAUGCACCUGUAGAAGAAGUCCAGACCCAGUCCACACCUGAAGCGGACCGAAGGAUUGCUCAUAGUCCUGAGGGUCACCUGGAGGCUUGCCACACAGGUACAGAUGACCUUGGCACUCAUUCCACGCCUUCCAAGAGUGACGAAGAGAACAACGAUAAGGAGGAAAAAGAGACGAGGGGAGGAAAAGCUGAAACAGGAAUGAGAAUGGACGAUGAAGGAAACAGUCUGAAUAGGAAAGAGAGGAAAAACAGUCGUAACAGAAGGAGGAGAAAGGAAAGCGAAAGAGAGGGAAAGGAGGACAAUGAGAGGGAGGAAAUCCGAGAGAGUGAGAGGAGGGAAAGAAGUGACAGCAGAGGAAAAGGAAGACAGAGAAGUGGAAGAGACGAAAGGGAUGACAAAUGCAGGGAGAGGAGAGACACUGGUAAGGAGGAGAGGAGAGACGGUGAGACAGAGAGAGAGGUUGGCAGUCACAUGCAAGGAAGGAGGAACAGUGAUAGAAAGGAGAGAAAAGACAGUGACAGAGACGAAGGAUAUGAUGAAAGCAAGAGCAGUGAGGGAAGAAAGCGGGAGGAAGGAAACGGGAACAAGGAUGGAAUAAGAGGAGAUGGGGAGGAGAGGAAAGAAGGAGAAAGACGAGGGAGGAGGCCUAGCGAUUAUGAGAGGAAUAGAGAAGAUAACUUGGAGAGAAAAAGAGGAAGCGAGAUGGAGAGAAGACACAGUGACUAUCAGGGAGGAAGAAACGAUCAAGGAGAGAAAGUAGGAAUGAAGGGCAAGGGAGGAGAGGAGAAAAGGGACAAAGAGGAAGAGAACGAAAGUGGAGGAGAGACUGAGAAGGAAUGGAGGAAGAGGGAAGGGAAGACUGAGGAGGAGCAUGAGGAAGGAAGGGACAAUGGUAUGAAGGGAAGGAAUAAAGAGACCGAGGAAAAAAGAAGCAUGGAGAUGGAGAAAGAAGGGGAAAGGGAGAGAAAGGAACCGGAGGAAAGGAAGGAAGAGAUCGAAGAAAAGAGAAACAGGGAGAUGGAAAAAGAAAGGGAAAGGGAGAGAAAGGGACCGGAGGGAAGGAAGGAAGAGAUCGAGGAAAGGAGAAACAGGGAGGUAGAGGAAGAAAGGGAGUGGGAGCAAAAGGUACCAGAAAAGAAAGAGAUGGAGGAAAGUAAGAAAGAAAAGACGACAGAAUGCUUAGAAGACAAACAAACAAUGGAAAUGACGUCGUCCACUCUCGCCUCGUGUCAUGAGGGUGCAGAAGGAAGCGAAGCCCAAGACAUACACUCCUCCCUUCUGGGCGCUCCUUCAACCAGCAGCAACCCAAGCACUGCAAACCCCAACCCUUUUAAUGCAUCAGCCACCAAGGAGGAUGUCCCUAGAGCCACAGAGCGUGAAUACUCCUUGGAAUCAACCACUCCUGAGACUUGCGCCCCAGAAGCCAAGCUGAUGGGAAGUGCCGAGGAAAGGAUGAUGCAAGAAAGUACGGAAAAGGAGAGAGAAUUUCAAACUUCCUCCCCACAAGACAAGCAGAUGGAGAGUACCGAGGAAAGGGUGACAGAAGAAACCACGAAAAAGAAGAGGGAGUUUAAGCCUCGUCAGAAGCAGGGCAGAAACAAACAGCAGCCCACGAGCCCCACCGCCGUUGACAACCCUGGAAACGCAGCGGCGGACGGUAACCACCCACAAGACGGAAAGAUGGAAGGGAAGAGCGGGAGCAGACGGAGGCGGAACCGACGAAACAAAGGGACAAAUCAGAGGGAACAAGGGACUUCUUCUCCAGCCCCGUCAGACACAAGGGAAUCAUGGACAGCCUCAAAAGCUAAAGGAACAGCAACCCCCUGGAGUGUGGAGGACCAUGUGGAGGGACAAAGCCACAACCCUAGAGAACUGCAUCUCUCACAACAACAGCAAGAACUCACUUCCCCGCGGCAAAGUCUGGACAGCUACGGCUCCUCUGCCAAGCUGACCGUCACACAGAAGGAUGAUGCCACAGCCGACACAAGGGCAUGCAAAAUGUGGGGGAAAAAUCCGACCAACCCGAAAAAGCAGCAAGAAAGAUACGGCAAAUUCCCAGACACUCAGGGAUGUGCACGAGAAAGUAGUCCUCGAAUUUCUAGACUUUCUGAGGAGCAAAAAGCUGCCGGGGCCGGAGAGUAUGCAGUGUUGGAGUCUUUCGGCGCACCAAGUGGCAAGGAAGUUCAGGAGGUCGAGAGAAAAGGAAGAAAAGAGAAAGAAAAGGGAUCAGGAAGAAUCGAAGAAGAAAGAGAAGUGUCAGUUCAUGGAGGAUUCCAAAAAGGAGGGGUGGCAAAGCAGGCAAAGAACUGGAGCCCCAAGAUCGAAAGGAAAGAUCGUAAAGGAAAUAGGAGAGAAAAGAAAGAAAAGACGUCAGAAAAAUCGGAAGAGACUGUGAAAGAGAGGGAAUUCAAAUCGCCGAGAGAGGGAUUUGGCGGAGUAGCACAGAGAGGAGGAAGUGGUGCCCCCAAGCGACGCCCUCCCCUCCUGGAAACCCCGCCGAUGGAACCUUAUAGUUAUAUGACACAGAAAGGUAGAGUAAAGGCGGGUGGAUAUGCCUCGCCUGGAUCACUACUGGGAUCGGAGCCACUGCCUGGACCUCCUCGCGCCACUGCGAAGCUACGGUACCCUGAGGCACUCCUGCAGCCCCUGUCUCCCCCGCCAUCUCCCCCGCCACACAAAUCCCUUGAAACAAAAUCCAACGAGAAGACAAGAGUUACCUUACAUGAAGAGGAAAGCAACAAGGAGAGUUCCAUACAUCCAGAUCCAUCGCUAAUAGUCAGAAAGACAUCACAGCCCACCAUGUACACAAUACCAGAAGCGGCACCAGCAAAGCCUCCGGAGAAUACCGAGUCCGAGUUGGCCUCAGGUCGGCCACAGUGCCCGCCAAAGCCACUCCAUCUGAAGGACACGUCAGGACGUCCUUUCUCUGACCCGCAAAACCAUUCGUGGCCUGCGUAUCAAGACAAUCAACUGUCUGACUCCCCCUCCAGCCCCAGUUUUCCGCACCCCUCGCCUCACACCGACCAAUUAACUUCACCCCCACGACCCUUGACUCCAGUGCCUUCAGUAGACAAUGAGUUUUUAAAGGAACAUCAAAAAUCACUCCCCUCAUAUGCCACUCCUCUCCUCCCGACACCACAACAGCAACAACAAGAAACACAACAACAACAACAACAACAACAACAACAACAACAACAACAACAACAAUCAGUGGACCCCCAUAGAGAUACACCGAAUCCAAAGCCACCUCUGAAGCCGAAGCCAAGUCUUUCAGAACUUGACCCACUGCAGAAAACAACACGGGACAGGGACCCAACACUGGAAAAAUCGAAGGUUUCGGGGAACGAGGAGGCCAGGCCAAUCAGCUCAGCAGGCAAAGUCAGUGUGGCUCAGAGGAUGAAGUUCCCUGGAGCACCACCUGCGGCUUUAGAGGCUCACCCAGAUUCGAGUAGGAGGACCCAAGCGUCCCACAAACCAGAAAUGUUAGAAGCAAGGUCGACACCGGCAGGCAAACACCCAGCAGCAACAGGUGAAGGGAGCACCGCCGCACCUUCCCUGCCACGCAAGACAGCUGGGGCGUCUUCACAUUCGCCUUCGUACACGGCUCUUGGCUCUUCACCUCACACUGAGAGGUCAGAGCCUAGUUCUCUUCGAACCUCUGAGGGGCAAGUUCAGAAACCAUAUUCGUCUCCACGACAGCAACGUUCAAAUAUGGAUAAAGCCUCUGCACCAGAACUUCCCAAGGAUGCCAAGCCAGGAGGCAGAUAUGCUGAUGUGGCAAACAAAGGUCAACAAAAAGGAGGACAUCAAGAGCCACAGACAAGCCCACCCGUAGGGGGGGACCAAGGCACCAGCUCUGCCAGCCCCUCCGAGGAGCAGACGCAGAAGGGGAGCAGCGAUCCACCAAAAGAGGACGGUGCCCGGCCCUCGUGA
Eriocheir sinensis (Chinese mitten crab) is the source of this 8582-nucleotide messenger RNA. Its product is annotated as ankyrin repeat domain-containing protein 11-like. The transcript is spliced from 3 exons. The record is from RefSeq and is a predicted model, not a curated record. Bases 141 to 8582 code for a protein of 2813 amino acids. NCBI's taxonomy places the organism in Eukaryota, Metazoa, Arthropoda, Malacostraca, Decapoda, Varunidae.